This is a messenger RNA of Nelumbo nucifera (sacred lotus), 2371 nucleotides long. Lineage: Eukaryota; Viridiplantae; Streptophyta; Magnoliopsida; Proteales; Nelumbonaceae. The record is from RefSeq and is a predicted model, not a curated record.
AAAAGAAUUACUUUUUAAGUCUUCUCAAACAGGACAAUAUUAGUAAAAGGUUUUAGUGGGACAAUAUGGGUGGAUUGAUACUCAACCCAAUUCCACCCAUUUGCCAACCCCAGUCCCAAAACGGACCCGAUCCCAUCGUCUUCUCUCACCACUGCGGGCGAAAAUAUUUCAGGCUCCGGAUUCCGAACCUUGAGAAUGUAUCUAUCAUAACUUUAUAACCCCUUUUUUCCCGCCAUCUCCAACAAAUCCUUCAAUUAUUUCCCGCCGUUUGCAGAGAGAGUCAGAGAGAGAGAGAGAGAGAGAGAGAGAGUAAGCAGGGCGAAGAAAAUGGGAGCAGGAACGAGGAAGAAGGUCCAAAGGAAAUUCAAGAUUAGAGGCUAUACCCUGAAAAUCGACGCCCUAGAGGAGAUUCUCUCUUUCUUGAGCCGUUUCGAAGAUGCUGAAGACGAAGCCAUCGACCUCCUCAUCGACGAAAUCGAGAGGGAAUCCCUUAAAUCGUCCAUUCUGGAUAAGGAGCCCGUGCAACGGGUUGUAAACCUUUUAUUGGAAGCCGAAGCCGCAGCAGAGGAGAACCCCAGUUCCAGUAGUCGAUCUGCACUUCGCGUAAUAGAUGCUUUCAUUGUCCCCAAGUUUUGCUAUGAUCCCAUCAAAAAGGUCUUUUACGAGCACACAGGAAAGCUACCAAUACAUGGUGAUGCUUCUGCAAAAGCUGCCCUAUACAGGGAUAGAUUUCAGUUGUUGCUCCAAAGGAUUUCUCGUGAUCGGCAUUUCUCAAGACCUGCAUUUGAUACUGAAAUGACAGAGACAGGAAGUUGUGAAAUAUCUCCAAUUCAGUCUUUGAUUGGGAAAACUGGUAGAAAAUGGAUUAUGGGUGUAAUAUCUCAAUUGGAAGAUGGCCAUUUCUACUUGGAAGAUUUAACUGCAUCAGUGGAAGUUAAUUUGUCCAAUGCAAAAAUAACAACAGGGCUAUUUGUUGAAAACACUGUAAUAGUAGCAGAAGGUGUGAUGUUUCCAGAUGGUAUUUUUCAGGUUAAUACAUGUGGAUUUCCCCCUUUAGAGGAUAGAGAAGAUUCACUUGCAUUGCUUGUGGGUCUUGACUUCUUUGGCAGUGGUGUUCUUACAAUGGAAGAAACUAUCCGACUUGCAGGCCUGGAAAAAAAGGCAGUGAAUGACAUGUUUGUUAUCCUCUCUGACAUUUGGCUAGACAAUGAAGAGACUAUGACAAAGUUAGCCACUGUCCUUGAUGGUUAUGAGAAUGUGGAGGUGGUUCCUUCUUUAUUUGUUCUGAUGGGGAAUUUCUGCUCUCGUCCAUGCAACCUUUCCUUUCAUUCUUUCUCGAGUCUCAGACAACAGUUUGGAAAGCUUGGGGAAAUGAUUGGGGCUCAUCAACGGCUAAAAGAAAACAGUCAAUUUUUGUUUGUUCCAGGUCCUGAUGAUGCAGGCCCAUCAACUGUCCUACCGAGGUGUGCAUUGCCAAAGUAUCUGACUGAGGAGCUCCAGAAGCACAUUCCUAGUGCAAUCUUCUCAAGUAAUCCUUGCAGAAUCAAGUUUUAUACCCAAGAAAUUGUAUUUUUCCGCCAAGAUUUGCUUUAUAGAAUGCGGCGUGCCUGUUUGAUUCCACCCUCAACAGAAGAAACCAGUGAUCCUUUCGAGCAUCUUGUUGCUACCAUUACUCAUCAAAGUCAUCUCUGUCCCCUUCCCCUAACUGUGCAACCCAUUAUUUGGAACUAUGACCACUGCCUCCGCUUGUAUCCUACUCCACAUACGAUUGUAUUAGGUGACAGAAGUGAGCAGAAAGCAUUCAAAUAUACAGGAAUUACAUGCUUCAACCCUGGUUCUUUCUCCAAUGAUAGUACUUUCAUAGCAUAUCGUCCAUGCACUCAGGAAGUUGAGCUGUCAGCCUUGUGAGUCUGCAUUCCUCUUCCUGUUUACUUGAAGGAUUAAGCACGUGUAGAUGGAAUCCCAGCUUACCUGACUCUUCUGAGUUCUGAGGCUCUAGUGACUGAUCCUGGCAGAUAAACUGAGACCGUCUCUAGUUUUGGAUUUGGAGACGUAGGUCCAUCCACUUGUAUGGAGAGCUUGAAAGAGCACAUCCACAUAAUUGCAGAUCUGAGGAUGUUGGAAAGGAUGCACAGCACGAGGGCAAUCAACUUACUACUAUACUGUAUUUAUAUAAUUUUAACUUGAACUUUUUUCCAUGGUUUUAAUGUUGCCAAUUAUUAGCAAAAAAUAAAAUGCACUAAAAUUGCACGCGCUCCUUCGCAAUCUGGAGAGCCCAACUUUGUGUGAUAAUCUUUUCUUUUCCAAUUAAUGUUGGUUAUAUAAACAAAUUUGUUAAUUUAAGGAUGUGGCAGGCAAGAUUAUCUGAAAA